UACAACAAAAGAGGGCGUGCAGCGCAUGUAAAUCACAACACAAAAUAAUGUUCGGUAAAAAAGGCUAUUAGGUGUUAAUUGUAAACCUGUCGCCGUUUUCUAAUCAGAACAUAAAUCAUCAAAACCAAUUUUCUGAUAUUUUUAGGUAGCCAAAGCCGUACCAAAAGUGGGUUAGGCCUAGCUAGGCCUCUAGCUAGCUAUCAACGUACGUACGGCGUACCCGGUGGAGCUCUGUCCUGCAGUGCUAGAGGAGAGUAACUAGCCUGUAGCACAAUCACAGCACAGGCCUAGGUAGUAGGCCUAGUUAGUUGGAAGAAUGGCAGCAUUAGGAAACACCGGCCAAGAUAGUGGUCCACAUGAUAUGACGCCGAAUUUGUUGUCACUGGUGGAAGAAGCAGAGUCCCUAACAAAGGAACUUUUUAAUGCAACAGCAGCAGCUCGUCAAAAACCUCUUAAUGAUGAUCCCCAGAUAAUGGAGAUGCUUAUGAAGAAAAAUGAGGAGAUAGAAGAGACACUGAAAAAAACAGAACAACAAAGAGAGAAACGAAAAGAGAUGGAGUCACUACAAGAAGAAGUUGAUCGCAGAGACUGUGACGUCAAAAACCUGCAAAAGCACUUGAAAGAAGCGGAGCACAUUCUGGCAACUGCUAUCUACCAGGCAAAGCAGAAACUUGAUGCUAUAGACCAGGCAAGCAAAGGAUCAAUAUCCUCUGAAGAACUGAUCAAGUAUGCGCACAGGAUCAGUGCAACCAACGCUGUUGCAGCACCCUCUACCUGGUCACAAGGAGAUCCCCGUAGACCCUACCCUACGGAUCUGGAAAUGCGAAUGGGUGCACUGGGCAGGUUCAGUAAUCUACCAUUACCAACAAGUGACAGCCAGGGAGGAGGAGGGGAUGCAAUGUCAUCAGGGUCAACCUGGCAACCAUCGUGUGAAGUGAAAGUUAGUAUGAAUAUUCAGUCGUCCAUCACAAGCGCCGAUAUGCCAUUACAACUCUCUACCGGGCAGAACAAAGAAAAUGAGGAGGACGUAGAGAUAAUGUCUACAGAUUCAACUAGUAGCAGUUCUAGUGACAGCCCCUGAAGCAUGCCCUCUAUAGAAUCGGAAUCAGUGUAUGACUUUAAUAUGUUCCAAUGCACUUGCGAAUAUGGUUAUACUCAUUUACCGCUAUUUCUACGGCUCAACACUAGCCCAUACUGUAUCUCUGAUCUGUUAAUGCCAUAUUUUCCUGGUCAUGUUUCACUAAGAUCCACCAACAAGUCACUACUGAAAGUUGAGCCGUCCUAUUUCUGUUUGUGCUCCAGUUUUGUGGAACAGAUUACCAUCUGACCUAAAAGAAAUCAUAGAAUCUGACAUCCUUUAAGUCUGAACUCGAAACAUUUUUAUUAAGAAAUGUCAAUUUUGGGUGCAGAGCGGAUAUUGGCAUGCUACAAAUGCUUGAUAUUUUUUAUUAUUUAUUUUGGUGACUUUGUAAAAUUAUGAAACGCUGUUAAUGUGUAAUGAUUUCGCUGCAAAUUGCACUGCAAUGAUGUGAAAGUACGCCCUCUAUAGAAUCACUAUCAAGUUUCACAAUGGUGAGAAGCACAACUUUAUAGAAAGAUCAGAAGAAGGCUGGUGUAAAAGAACAUUUUUUUCGAAAGUUUGGAAGUUGAAUUUCCUAACCUAAUAGUAAACAAACAUCUCAAUUCCAUAGAGUAUAGUGAGGCAAGUUGGCCCAGAAGUGAUCAGGAAUGCAUCAAAAUUGCCACUCUGAAGAGCAGCAAUGUCUAUGGAUUUGAUUAUAAUAUUGCAGCAAAAUACACACAAUUAUUGUCAUUGCGUAUUUGAGUGGCCAGCUUAAUUUUAAACAUCUCGGGUUAGGAAACCUACUGGCUACAAAGCUUUUAAUAUAGGUGAUGAAAAAAAGAGCCCUGUCCAGACUAUCAAAUUUUGUUUGAAAAUCUGGCUCAGUAUGGCUCAAAUUGUAUUUUUAGACCACAAUAUUAGGGAUUGGCAAUCAAAAUAACAUUAUUUGGAUAGGCAAAUUAUCUGACGAUCUUGUUGGACAACACUGGGUCCAGGUCAGUCUGACGGGAGGGGUUCCCUCCAUGCCCCUUCGCAGUCACCACCACUGUGUGUAUGUACAUGGAUGAUCAAAAUAAUCCAAUCUCAACAGAGCUUAAAAGAGUUCCAGACCGAUUGCUGAUUACAAUCAUGCAUGCACUACGACCAAGCACUUUAUUGGUAUGUGUACCUGGUAUGAUGUAUAUUCAUAAAAUUAAUGCAGAGAUUUAGUUGAAAUAGUGAUUUGAUCAAAUAAUAAUGAAUAUUCAUUAAAUUGUUGAAUUAUUCAUAA
This is a messenger RNA of Anneissia japonica, 2333 nucleotides long. Its product is annotated as mediator of RNA polymerase II transcription subunit 4-like. Gene Ontology annotation, biological process: regulation of transcription by RNA polymerase II. The transcript has 6 exons. The record is from RefSeq and is a predicted model, not a curated record. Gene Ontology annotation, cellular component: mediator complex; core mediator complex. Gene Ontology annotation, molecular function: transcription coregulator activity. The coding region runs from base 317 to 1081 and encodes 254 amino acids. Lineage: Eukaryota; Metazoa; Echinodermata; Crinoidea; Comatulida; Comatulidae.